UGCCAUUAUGUACGGGUUGGAUUUCGACGAUCGGCCGGGCCGCUCCUCUCGCACGGAGAGACACACUCAGUCGUUUCGAGACUGCCGAGUUGACCGGGUCUUUGGUCUCGAAGAGAACCGCCGUUCGCGUCGAAAGUUCCGUGUGCCCGUGUGUCUUCUGUCUCCCUUCCGCCAAUUCUAUUUCUCUCGCGCGCACGCACUUAACCGUUCCCUUCUUCUUUUGUCAGCCGCCCCAUUGCGAGAGUUCGGCGCACACCCGGCACAGUCCCAGGACCAUGGCGGUUACCGUAAUCGCGACGACAAUUCUGCUCCUCGCAGUGACUCAGACUGCGGUGUGCAACAGCGACAACAGCAAAAACAACAGUACAAGCAUGUACCAAGAUCCUCGCACUUUCUUCCCCGGCAUCAAAGGCAAUCUCACCAAGAUCGUUUGGGCGCACGCCGUCAACAGUCUCGCGAAAUUGGAAUCGGCGCUCUCGUCGGAGGACGUUAUGAUGCUGGAGGCCGACGUUGUGAUGGGCAAGCUCAACACUAGCAACGCGACUAAUAAUAUCCCGAUAAUGGCGCAUCCACCGGCCAAGGAGAGCGAUCUGUCACUCGAGGACUUCCUCAAUCUAACCAUUUCAGCCCAGAACGUCAGCAAGGGCGUCAAGCUUGACUUCAAGUCCGACGAGGUGUUCGAGAACAGCAAGCCUAUCCUCGCCAAGUUCCGACAGAACUUGACGUUUCCGGUUUUCCUCAACGCGGACAUUCUUCGGGGCCCGGUAAACGCCACCGCCGUCCCGCUCAAUCCGAAAGAUUUUCUGAAAAAGGCCGCCGAAGUCAUGCCGGACAGUACUCUGUCCGUUGGCUGGACAACCAGAUACGGAAAGGAGCACAACAUUACCGAGGGUGGAUACACCUCGGAGCAGAUCAAAGCGAUGAUCGACGCUCUGAUAGAGAGCAACAUCAAGCAGCCGGUAACUUAUCCGGUAAGAGCCGGUCUCGUGGCGAACAAUACCGAGGUCAUCAAGACUCUGCUGAAGAACUCGACGUUCGUCAACGCGACACUGACGAUCUGGUCGUCGGAGGGCGAUUCCGUCAACGUGGCGCAACUUUCGAAAUUGAUCAAGGAAGUGGGAGUCGACAAGAUCUACGUGGACGUGCCGGAUGAUCUGAGAAACAAACUCGAUUUCUCGGGCGCGUCCACGAUAACAUCGGCGGCGUUGACUCUAGUCGCGUCGCUGGUGCUUCUUCUAGCUCAGUCAAGAAUGCUGUGAAGUUCAAACACAGAUAUCGAAAACAGAGUCUUCGCGAGAUCCGAGAGGGUUCCGACUCUUCACACGCGACUCUUCCGAUAAAAGAAACGAAAGAACGACACGUCGACGAAUAUCCGAUAGCCAACUUAUCGCACAUCGAAAAUAUUCGUUCGAUUCAUUUCGUCGCGAUCGUUCGGAUCGGAUUUUCGUCCGCGUUUUCGACUGCAUUUUUCUUAAGAAACGAGAGUCUCUCUUCUGAGACAUUCGUCGCGAACAACAACAAUUUUCCAUAGCAAGACAUUUUCCACGCGAGAUUUCUCUAUCUACCGAACAAACACCCGCUGUUGUCGAUAAGAUUUGUAUUUGUACUUAAACAAAUUAUUCGACGCAACAAACGUUUCACGACUGUAACAUGUUUGUCAUUUUUUCCGACAUAUAUGUGGCAAAAUAUAAAAAAAAAACGUACAAAAUUAAAAAUUCGCGUUUUUCAUCAUUCGUAUAUGUAUACAGAGGAUGUUUCUGAAUAAGUGCGAAAAGUUUCAGGAGAUGAUUCUUUGCCGAAAAUAAAGAAGGUGUCUUUUGUAUAAACACGUACUCUUGUAUUCCUCUCUGAGAAGUUCCCACAAAAAGUGAGAUGAAAAUUAGGUUUUUAUUGUUUUUCUCAAAUUUUGAAGUUAAAGAAGUAAAAUUCGAUGGACAUUUUCCAGUAAAACAGACGUUUAUUGAUAUUUUUCAACCCUCCGGUGUUGUUAUAAAAAGAGAUAAAACGCUUAUUCAAUUUCUUAUUAUUUUCUU
Pseudomyrmex gracilis is the source of this 2033-nucleotide messenger RNA. RefSeq names its product protein FAM151B. Lineage: Eukaryota; Metazoa; Arthropoda; Insecta; Hymenoptera; Formicidae. The transcript has 5 exons. The record is from RefSeq and is a predicted model, not a curated record. The coding region runs from base 276 to 1259 and encodes 327 amino acids.